This is a messenger RNA of Racocetra persica, 1007 nucleotides long. The record is from the annotation of a GenBank genome assembly. Lineage: Eukaryota; Fungi; Glomeromycota; Glomeromycetes; Diversisporales; Gigasporaceae.
AAGAAGACACUCUUCAAAAAUGUCUCAAUCAUUAUAAUAAAGGUCCUAUUUAUUAUCGUCAAGAUUUUGCCUAUAAAGAUGAUAUUUUCGUGCAAUUUAAUGCACAAGUAGUUCAUUUUUCGGUAGCAUUUGUCUAUCCAGUAAAUGCAUUGGAUGUUCAGAGUACUAUUAAAUGUAGUGCAAAGUUAAAUUUUACUGUUAUUGCAAAAUCAGGUGGUCAUUCUCUUGAAGGUUAUAGUAUUGGAGAUAGAGAUUGUAUUUUAAUUGUUGAUCUUAGAUACAUGAAUAAGCUUAUCAUAGAUGUAGCAACACAAACUGCUAUAGUCAAAACAGGAAAUGUUCUGGAUACACUAUUUCAUAGUUUGAAUGAGCAUGUAUUUGCUUUUCCAACUGGUGAAUGUACUACAACUGGUGUUGGCAGUAUUAUUUUGGGUGGUAUAACAAAUAGAACAAUAGUUAAUCAUGCUAAAGAAUAUCCUGAUCUUUUUUGGGCUCUUCGGGGUGCUGAAAAUGCAGGCUAUAGUAUUGUUACUACUUUAACUCUUAAGAUUUAUCCUAUUCUGAAAAUCGUAACUAGUAUAAAUGUUACUUAUGAUUUUGAUCAGACUCAAUUAGUAUAUUCAGUGAUGAAUAAAUUGGAUAACAGUUUUCAUCCAAAUUUAACUUUAAUGUUCGAUCAUCAAAAUGGCUCUUUAAAUGAAAUAAAACCUCACAUACAAAAAUUUAUGAAAUUGACUAAACCUAAAAAGGAAUCAUAUGUUGAAUGGGAUUGGUAUCAUGCAAAUAUUGUAGAUACAGCUUGGAAGAUGUUUAAUCAUUAUAAAACUACGGUUUUCUUUAUUGACUCGCCAGGACUAUCUUAUGAAGAUAUUGAGUAUUUAAUGGAAUUUAUGAGAAAUUUCAAAUAUGUAUUUUUUGUAAGAACAAUGUUAAUUGGUGGUAGAAAAGUUAACGAAAUUGAACGAAAUGAGAUGGCAUUCGUUCACAGAAAUUCUAUAUAUAUGAUG